UAUUGUCCUGGUCUAACCUUUUUGUCGGUUUUAUAAGCCGGGUCUUAAUGUUAUUCUACUUUGGCUUUGUCAGCCGUUCUCCAGCUUGCUUUUUAACAGUUUCCUCUUCAGGCUUGCCGGCUUGUAGAAGCGAAUAACUUUCGUUGAUGGUGCUGGGUUUUGCGCAAAAGUGAGGAGUUAAAACAGGGGAAGAUGCUUGGAAUAUAUACAGAAAGGAGAUGUAUACUGAGGUCAGAGGCAGAGCUCUUUUCCAGCUUUCUGCAGACAAAAUUAAGAAUUAGUUGUGUUACAUGAGACUGAUGGGAAGGUAGAGAGAUUUCUUAUCGAAUUGAUUCAGUUUGGUCUUUAAGGAUUUCAUCCCAGUUUCAGAAAAUUGUUGUAAGAGUUUUAUCAGUUUUCAUUCAGAUAUUCAAAAGGGGAUUCAUUGAUAAUCUCUGUAUUCUAUAACAAGCUUUCUCUGAGAAAUAUGAGGAAGAAAUUGCAGUUGCAGCAUGGUUUUUUGGGAUUAGUACCCAUAUUGCUUAGUGUUUUGAGCACUGCACAGAGCCUCUGCAACAGAACCUGUGGUUCGAGAACAGUGAGAUACCCAUUUGGGUUUAAUGGCGACUGUCCUUACACACUGGAUAAAGAUUGUUCCCCAAAUGGGGAAGUAUACUUGAAGGGCUAUGAAGUUGUUGAUAUCACAAACAGUAGUGUUAUGGUUGAUCCAUGGAGCAAAAACAGAAACAGUAGUAACGUCACAUGCACCAAGGAAUUAAAUGACAUUUCAUCAGAUUUCAGGCAGCAAUUCGCUCUAACAGAUCGAAAUUUUCUUAUCUUGGGACCUAAUUGCACACAGUCCGACUGUAACUUCAACUUAACUAAUUUAUUAGAUCUGGGCAAUCGUAGAAAUAGUUGCAGAGAGGCGGAUAUGAAAAACUUUACAUGUAUGUCAAAUAUGGGUUUCAAGGGUUGGUUACCAUGGGAAAUGCUGCAGGGUUCGACAUGCAAAACCAUGUUGAGCAGCAUCAUAUAUGAAGGGGAUAAAAACUUUUCCGUCAGCAUAAGCAUAAGGGUGAAUAACAUUGAACUGGGAUGGUGGGUGGAUGGAAAUUGCAGCUGCUCUGCCAAUGCCACUUGCCAACGAUUUCUGAAUCCCAAUAACAACCAAACAGUGCACAGAUGCUCUUGCAUACCAAGCUUUCAGGGUGAUGGAUUUCUGGAAGGCACUGGAUGCAUUAAAGAUUCAGGCUGCAAUUCCUCUGGAAGCUGUGGCUCAAACUCAAAAAACAUCGUUAUGAUCUCCUCGAUUGUUGCAGCAACCGUCGUGGUUAUAGCCUCUGUUGUUGUAUACUACAUAAGACGAGCAUCUGCUGUCAAAAAGAGGACAGUAAGCGUGAAAAGGCUAUUGUCUGCCAAUGGAACAUUGACAAUUCCGAUCUACAGCUACAAGGAGCUGGAAAAAGCCACAAAAAACUUUUCUGAUAAGGAAAAGCUAGGGAGUGGAGCAUUUGGAACAGUGUAUGCAGGAAAGCUUCCAAGCAAACGCUUUGUGGCCGUGAAGAAGAUCAGGUAUAUGGGUGGUGAUGACAAUGGCAUGCAAAGAGUCCUGAAUGAAAUCAAUCUUAUAUCUUCAGUUGAUCACCCAAAUCUUCUGAGACUUCUGGGCUGUUGUCUGGAAGAAAGAGGAGAACCCAUUCUUGUCUAUGAAUUCAUGCCCAAUGGCACGCUCUGUGAGCACCUGAGAAGAGAAAGAGGAGAGGCGCUUUCAUGGAGAAAACGAUUAAAAAUAGCUGCAGACACUGCAGCAGCUCUUGCUUACCUUCAUUCCGCCAUUAACCCUCCAAUUUAUCACAGAGACAUCAAAUCCAGCAACAUUCUUCUGGAUUAUGAUUUCAAUUGCAAAGUUGCAGAUUUUGGGUUGUCAAAGCUUGUUUUGUCAGAAUCUUCCCACAUUUCCACAGCUCCCCAAGGAACUCCAGGCUAUGUGGAUCCUCAAUACCAUCAGAAUUUCCAUCUCUCUGAUAAAAGCGAUGUGUACAGCUUUGGGGUAGUGUUGGCAGAGAUGAUCACUGCGCUCAAAGUGGUAGAUUUCACGCGCCGUAAGGAUGAGAUCAAUUUGGCAUGGCUGGCUGUAAAAGCAAUUGGAUCAGGCAUUGUUGAUGAAAUUGCGGAUCCUUUUCUCAUGGUGGAUAAGAAUUCGUCUGUGAGAUCAAGUGUGCAUAGAGUCGCUGAACUUGCAUUUAGGUGCCUGGCAUUUGAUAAAGAUGCAAGACCUUGCAUGAUAGAGGCUGCAAACUACUUGUCCUCCAUUGCAGAUGAACAAGGAGAAGAAGAUAAUGGAGGUUUAAAACUUAAGGCGUUUCGCAUAUCCGCACCACAGUCUGAUCAAGAUCCAUCGUUUAGCAGCCUCGGCUCUGUGUCAAGUGAUUCUGUUUUAUAGUUCCCCAUCUUAAUUAACUGUUCUUCCAUUAUACAAUCGGAAUAUAGCUCCUUCCAAUUUUUUUUCAUUCUGGACUUCGAAUUCUUCUCAAACAUUUGAGGCCACUAAAUCUACAUUUUGGAAUGAACAUCUGUCUCUUUCAUGCUAUUCACAUGAUGAUCUUCUGAUCUUAAUGGAUAUAGAAAAUGUAUCAAAACAAAGAAAUAUUCAUAGUUAUCACAAGCGUUGUCCAAACAGUAUAUGUGUCAGAAGUCAGAAUGCAAACUAAACGAAGAGUCUAUGAAGCUUCUGGUGAUGGUCGAAAUUUGUUUUCGACCCCAUAUAACUGGUCUGUUUAAAAAUCUAUAAAUAGCCAUUUACGAAAGCAUGAGAGGGAUGCCUGCCUACUAGUUGGA
Cryptomeria japonica (Japanese cedar) is the source of this 2817-nucleotide messenger RNA. Its product is annotated as wall-associated receptor kinase-like 14. Gene Ontology annotation, biological process: protein phosphorylation. The coding region runs from base 467 to 2422 and encodes 651 amino acids. Gene Ontology annotation, molecular function: protein kinase activity; ATP binding. NCBI's taxonomy places the organism in Eukaryota, Viridiplantae, Streptophyta, Pinopsida, Cupressales, Cupressaceae. The transcript has 3 exons. The record is from RefSeq and is a predicted model, not a curated record.